GUCAUCGGAUUCACUCCAUUUCCCCGUUUUCUUUGGCAUUUUCCUCUCGUCGACCAUGAAGAGCCUGGGCUGGUUUGUGUUCCUUUUCGGGCUAGUUCGGGGGUUCGCCGCCGCCGAGGAGCAGCUGCCCUGCGUUCCGCGCGACUUCGGCUUCGGUUCCGUGGCGUGCGUGUGCAACGCCACCUACUGCGACACACUCCCGCCCCCCGCCCUGCCCGCCGUCGGAGACGCGAUCGUGUUCACGUCGGACAUCGAGGGCGCCAGGUUCCUUCGGACGCAGCUCUCCUUCUCAGACAGUCAGAAUGACACGGGAGCUGACGUCGCCCGCUUCGCGCUGGAUUCGACGGCCUUCCAGACGGUGAUCGGUUGGGGAGGAGCCUUCACGGACGCCGCCGCCAGGAACAUCCUCGACCUGUCGCCGGACGCGCAGGACCGACUCCUCAGCUCCUACUUCUCGCCGUCGGGUCUCGAGUACAAUAUCGGGCGCGUGAACAUGGGCGGCUGCGACUUCUCGUGGCGCACUUACACCUACGUCGACGCGGAGGGGGACGUGGAGCUCAGCACCUUCGCCCUGCAGCCGGAGGACACGGACUACAAGAUUCCGGUGAUCAAGCGGGCCGAGGCGCUGGCCGGGCGGCCCCUGAAGCUGUUCGCGUCGCCGUGGACGGCGCCCAAGUGGAUGAAGACCAACAACGACUACGUGGGCUACGGCCAGCUGCGCCACGACAUGUACCAGCCCUGGGCAGACUACUUCGUCAGAUUCUUGGACGAAUAUGCAGCUCAGGGAAUCACCUACUGGGGCCUAACAGCACAAAACGAGCCAAUUGAUGGUAAUAUCCCCGGCUUCUUCUUCAACUGCAUGGGCUGGACGGCGGAGGAGCAGCGGAAGUGGGUGGCGGAGAACCUCGGUCCUACGCUGCUGCAACAUGGCUACGGGGACGUCAAGCUCAUGAUACUCGACGACCAGAGAUACGAACUCCCAGGCUGGGCUGAAGAUGUUCUGAACGACCCCGAGGCUGCCCAGUACGUGUCGGGCAUCGGCGUGCACUGGUACGGGGACCUGUACACAGUGCCAGAGCGCCUCACGCAGACCCACGACCUCUUCCCGGAUUACUUCAUCCUCGGCACCGAAGCCUGCGAGGGAGCUACCCCUCUCGAAGUCGACGUCGCCCUGGGCAAGUGGGAGCGCCUCGAGAGUUAUACCCACGACAUCAUUGUGGACAUGAACCACUGGGUCACGGGUUGGGUGGACUGGAAUCUGGCGCUGGACAUGCAAGGAGGACCCAACUGGGCCGAAAAUUUCGUCGACGCUCCCAUCAUUGUGAAUAAGGAAGCAGACGAGUUCUACAAGAACCCGAUGUUCUACGCGAUGGGCCACUUCUCCAAGUUCGUGAAGGAGGGGGCGACGAAGCUGGGCCUCACCUCCGAAGACCCGAAGAAGCUGGACGCCACCGCCUUCAGGAACCCCGACGGCUCCACAGCGGUCGUUAUCCUCAACAGAUCGGAUAAUGACAUCGAAGUAAUUCUAGAUGUUGAAGGUCGUGGAUCACUGAGGCUGGACGUAGCACAUAGGUCUCUCCACACGGCCUUGUUUGCAUAGGGAUCAUUGUGAUAAGACUUGGUUACUCUUGAUGAUCGAUUAUGGUUCAUUGUGAUAAAUGUAAAACGAAGCAAUUAAUGAGAAUGAAAAGAAUUUAGCAAUAUCUUGGUUUGUAGUACUGUGGUAUCCGUGUUUACUUGACAAGUGUAAUCUUUAUGGAUAAAGAUCACUGGGAUAAAUGUAUACGAAGUGGAAAUAUUAAACUUAUUAGUUAAAUGAUUGAAUAACAUCUUGCAUUCUUAUUCAUUCUCAUUCUUGUAGAGGAAAAUAAAAUGUAUAGCAUUCUUCAA
This is a messenger RNA of Penaeus indicus, 1890 nucleotides long. RefSeq names its product lysosomal acid glucosylceramidase-like. Gene Ontology annotation, biological process: glucosylceramide catabolic process. Bases 56 to 1600 code for a protein of 514 amino acids. Gene Ontology annotation, molecular function: glucosylceramidase activity. Lineage: Eukaryota; Metazoa; Arthropoda; Malacostraca; Decapoda; Penaeidae. The record is from RefSeq and is a predicted model, not a curated record. The transcript has 11 exons.